Messenger RNA from Cyprinus carpio (common carp), 2473 nucleotides. RefSeq names its product C-C chemokine receptor type 5-like. The transcript has 2 exons. Gene Ontology annotation, molecular function: chemokine receptor activity. The coding region runs from base 1125 to 2222 and encodes 365 amino acids. The record is from RefSeq and is a predicted model, not a curated record. Gene Ontology annotation, biological process: immune response; chemotaxis; G protein-coupled receptor signaling pathway. Gene Ontology annotation, cellular component: membrane. Lineage: Eukaryota; Metazoa; Chordata; Actinopteri; Cypriniformes; Cyprinidae.
AACUAAUAAUUUAUAAAUGACUUAUAACAGAACGUUAUUAUAACGUGUUACCGAAAUGAUUGUAUAUAUGCAGAUUUAUUGCUAGAGCCCAUUAUAAUCAGUGAUGCUGUGCGGUUAAAUGCUGCUCAAGCUGACGCUCCUGGAGUUGUUAGGGCUGUUGAUGGAACUCAUGUUUACGUCAUUGCUCCAACUGUAAACCAGGAGACAUACCAGUAGAAAACAAUUUCAAAACAUCAGUCAUUAUUUGUGAUAAUUUUGCACAAUGCAGAGCCCUUUUUGCAAAAAUGUGUUUAAAUAUUAAAAUAUUUCAGUGUCUUAAUUAAAUGAUUUUAUUGUAGUUACAUUAAAUGAUUGGUGUUGUGCUGCUGUGACCACAUCAGCAGGCUCACUUUUGGGUGUUUCCAACAUCAAGGGCACCUCAGUCAACACUUAAGAAACAGUCUUAGACUUUACUGAAAGUUGCCUUUAACCUCUUUAUAAAAGUCUCCUACUCUUAGAAAAGUCCUUCUUUUUACUAAGAAUUUUUUGACACCGAAUUCAAAGCUUUCUAUUCUUAAGAGCUUUUCAGAGAAGUAGUAUACAUAUGGGCCCUGGUCUUAGAUGCAAGGUUCCCAGCACCGUGAAAAUAAAAGUCCCACUUAUGACACUUGUUGGCAAAACAGAAAAAUGUAUUGGCUAUUUUAAAACAAUUAAAGAUAUGGGUCAACCACUAAUUCAGACUCAGUAGCGGACUUUGGUAGCUCGUUAAGGCUAAUUUACUGAAGAAAAAGAAAUUAAUUUUGAAAAAGAGUGAUGGUUCACUAAUUGGCUUCAUCAGUUCAGUUUCUAAACCACCAACAUAAAAAACAAAACAUGAUCACUGAAUUAUUCCUAGACCUAUUAAGUGCUAAAUACAAACAACAAAAACAUUUGAUAUGGACAACAUUAUUACUCUUUAUACAAAACGUGUACCAUUGAUUUUAUUUUGUAUUUUGUUUUUUGUUUUUCAGUUUAAUUCAUUCACAGGAUGUGUGAUAAACCAAUGCCUGAGAUGUUCACCGCAGAUACACUGAGUGAUAGAUUUUUGUCUUAUUUUUGAUAGCACUUAUUUCCUGAGCAAAACUAUUGCACUGCCUCCAUAAAAGAUGGUAACCAGUGGUCCUCUCAACCUACAUUAUAUUGUAUCCAGCACAAAUGGGGCAGUGGAUGAUGAGCCAGAUACUGUUACGCCAUUUAACUAUUAUGAUGAAUACUCUGAUUUUGAUUCAUCAUUCGCCUGUGUUUAUGGAGAUCAUGGAGCUAGAAUUCUUCCCAUUUUAUACUCCCUUUAUUUUGUGGUGGGCUUUCUGGGUAACAUGCUGGUGGUCUGGGUGGUCUGCAUGGCUGCGAAGCUGAGAAGCAUGACUGACAUCUGUCUCCUGAACCUGGCUUUAGCUGACCUGCUCCUGGUGUCCUCUUUGCCCUUUCUGGCACACUCUGUCAGAGACCAGUGGGUCUUUGGAGAUGUAAUGUGCACUGUGGUCCUCAGUGUCUACCACGUUGGAUUUUACAGUGUGAUAUUCUUCAUCGUACUGAUGAGUAUUGAUCAAUACAUAGCUAUAGUUCACGAUGUGCUUGCAAGGACAUAUGGAAUCUUAGCCAGUGUAGUUAUAUGGAUUAUUGCAGUUUCAGCAUCAUUUCCUGAGGUGAUGCACUUCAAAACUAACCAUUUCAGUCAACAAAUCGUUUGUAAUUUGUUUUAUCCAAUAAGUGAUCAAAAUCCUUACUUUUCUUUCAGGAUUUUUGGUAUCUUUAAAAUGAAUGUCAUAGGUUUAAUUAUCCCUCUUAUCAUAAUUGGAUUAUUUUACUCAUUGAUUUUGAAGAAACACCUGACAGCCCGUUCUUCCAGAAAGCAGAACAUAUGCCAUGUCAUCACUGUGAUGGUGGUGUUCUUCUGCUGUUAUGCUCCAUAUAAUGUUGCUGCUUUUGUGAAAGUCUUAGAGCUGAAAGAACUCAUAUCUGAUUCCUGUGACUUCAGUAAGGCGAUCAAUCUAAGUCUGCAGAUCAUAGAAGCUUUGGCAUAUUCACACACCUGCAUCAAUCCCAUUCUCUUUGUGUUUGUGCGAGAGAAAUAUAGGAAACAUCUUGUCAGUCUCCUCUAUAAGACACCCUGUGGUAGACUGCAGUUUAUGAAUAAUAACCCUACACAGGCCACAGGGUCAGUUUACUCACAGAACACUGAGAGACCUAGUACAGUAGUGUAAAUGGAGGACUUGAGAUUUAUUUUUAAAUUAAUGUACUAAUUUGGUAAUUUGUUUGGAAUCUACAAUCAUUGCUGUACAGGAGAUUGUAAUAGUUGGGUAACUGCAUCCCGUGUUUAUUGUGUUUGUUAGAAUUCUAAACUAUCACUUUUAUAUACAUGCAAUUUAUCACUUGGAACCAAUAUAUGCAGAACUCUUUUUUUUUUUUUUGGUAUAUGCUUUAAAUUGGGUAAUAUAUAUAUAUAUAUAUAUAU